Messenger RNA from Vespa velutina, 11033 nucleotides. Its product is annotated as Down syndrome cell adhesion molecule-like protein Dscam2. The coding region runs from base 915 to 7103 and encodes 2062 amino acids. Gene Ontology annotation, biological process: cell-cell adhesion; axon guidance. The transcript is spliced from 28 exons. NCBI's taxonomy places the organism in Eukaryota, Metazoa, Arthropoda, Insecta, Hymenoptera, Vespidae. Gene Ontology annotation, cellular component: axon; plasma membrane. The record is from RefSeq and is a predicted model, not a curated record. Gene Ontology annotation, molecular function: protein binding.
GAGAGAGACGAGAGAUAGGAAGGGUGGACGAAGCUGGUAACGUAACAGGAUGGUGGCUGCCAUAGGUAUAUAGAUGUACUCUUAAGGUGAGGGUUAGAGAGCGAAGGGGGAUUGUGUAAGAUGGUCUCGAAGGGAUGAGGAUUGGUAAAAUGAUGGGAAGGGAUAGAAGGAGAAAAGGAAAAGAGGAGAAAGAGGAGUAGGUUUGAGAUUGUGGUCUGAGGUUCUCGUAAGCUUCUAGAAACUCGUAUUGCCUCCUUUCUCCCCCUCCUCCCCCUCCCCCGCCGCGCCAGCCGCGCAUGUCGUGAAAAUCCACACGCACAUUAUAUAUACAUAUGUAUAAACAAAUACAAAUGGAAAUACGUAAGAUAUACGUUCGUAUACGGAUACAUACGUAUACUAAGUUACGUAGGUACGUACACAGUUGUUAAAAGGUCGGUAUCGUGAGCAAAACGAAGAAACCGACCGUCAACGAAGAUAACCGUAUACACCCGAGGACCGAUUCACCGCGAAACUUGAUUCGACUCGAGCGCGAGCAGCCGGUCAGUCUCUCGCUGACGCUCGGUGCGACGAGUACUGAUCGGUUUGGUUAUGGACAGGAGGUUUCGUGUGUGCACAUAGAUCAUUAUUAAAUUCUACAUAUUAUAAAUAAAAAAAGGGAGAUUAAUAAACAUAAAGAGUUCUGCGAGGACAGUUAAUUCGACCUUCUCCUCCUUCGAGGAGAGGGCGGAGGGCGAUAAGUCCUCCGCCUUGAUAGGUCUCUACCCUCUUCAUCUUUCUUUCUCUCUUUCUUUCUUUCAUUCUUUCUUUCUUUCUUUCUUUCUUUCUUUCUUUCUUUCUCUUUAUUAUCAUUAUAAAGUAAAAUAUUUUUUCCGGGAGGUUCGUUCUUCGGAGAAAAAUUUCGAUUAACGUCAAAAAUGAAGUUCGUUCGAGGUAUCCUUCGACGGGCAUGGAAAGUAACACCGAGCCACGUGGAGCAGCGAAACCUCGUGUUCUCCACACGACUGCUUUUUAUCCUUCUUCUCGUAACUGGUUGUAACGCCUCAUACGAGAUGCAAGGACCGAGUUUUGUGUCGGAACCACCAUCUCGCGUCGAGUUCACUAAUGUGAACGGUGGUAGAGUGGACUGCACUGUCAGAGGGAAUCCAGCACCUACUGUGGAUUGGUUGGCCGCGGAUGGAGGCAGUAUAACGAACAUACCAGGCAUCCGACACGUCCUUGGGAAUGGGACGAUUCACUUUCCGGGAUUCGAGGCCGAAGCUUUCCGACAGGACGUCCAUUGGGCCAUUUAUAAGUGCUCAGCCGCGAACAGCGUCGGCGCCGUCGUCAGCAGAGACGUCACUGUCAGAGCAGUGGUGAACCAACCUUACGACCCCGAAGUCCAAAGUCCUGGCGGUUUUCUCGGCAACAAUGUACUUAUGCGUUGUAACGUGCCCAGUUUUGUACGAGAUCACGUCACUGUAACAUCGUGGUUUCAAGAACCAGCUUUCAAUAUUUAUCCUACUCCGAUGAGUGACGGUAAAUAUCACAUGCUUCCGAGUGGUGAACUGAUGAUAAUCAAUAUUACCCGGACGGAUGCACAGAUGACUUAUCGUUGUAGAACGCAUCAUCGAUUGACCCAAGAAACAGUCGUCAGUAGCAAUGCUGGACGGCCUCAAUUGACUGAACUUCGAGGUUCCAUGCCACCUAUAAUAAACGAGAAGCUGGUUUACAAGUCAGUUAGAUUGAAAGACACCGUUGUGAUACCUUGUGUGGCAUAUGCCAAUCCAACUCCGACUAACAGGUGGUACUACAACAGAAAUCAAAGAGAGGAACCGAUCGAAGAUAUUUCCGGGCAUUAUAUAGUCCGAGAUGGUUCCUUGAUUAUACAGGGUGUCCAAGAGAAUGACGCCGGAUCAUACAUGUGCAUCGCCAGUAACUCCGAAGGGACUGAGACUUUAGAAGUCAGGUUGACUGUUUCCGCCCCGUUAAGUGUUCUCGUACAGCCUGCUAUUCAAACGGUCGAUCUUGGGAAGCCUGCUCAUUUGACGUGCAGCGCAAGUGGAUUUCCGCAGGCGGCACUCUACUGGUUGAAGGACGGUCAGCCAUUGAGAAUGGCUGGUCGCGUGAGCACAGUUUCGAGGGAACGUAUCUCCGUGACGUCGGUUGCACGCGAAGAUCGAGGCAUGUACCAGUGCUUCGUCAGGAACGAGUAUGAAAUGGCCCAAGGAAUUGCAGAAUUGCGGUUGGGUGAGAUCGCACCACAGCUGGUCUACAGGUUUAUCGAACAGACAAUGCAGCCUGGACCAUCGGUUUCUCUGAAAUGCAGCGCCGCAGGUAAUCCCACGCCGCAAAUUUCCUGGCUGCUAGAUGGAUUUCCGCUUCCACAAAACGACAGGCUUCUGAUUGGCCAAUACGUGACCGUGUACGGAGACGUAAUAUCCCACGUUAACAUCACAUCGGUUAAACCGGAGGACGGCGGGGAAUACGAGUGUACUGCCAGUAGUAGAGCUGGAGAUUCGAAACACUCAGCAAGACUGAAUAUUUACGGACUGCCAUAUGUCAGACCCAUGUCGACCGUCUCAGCGGUCGCUGGGAAGCAACUAUAUAUCAAAUGCCCUGUAGCUGGAUAUCCCAUCGAAUCGAUAAUAUGGGAAAAGGGCAACGUAAGACUGCCAACUAAUAUGAGACAAAGGGUAGCGAAUGGUACAUUAUUCAUCGAUACCGUACAACGUGCCGCUGAUCAAGGCACAUACACCUGCACUGCCAGAAAUAAACAUAAUUUUACUUCUCAACGAUCCGUCGAAGUUCGUGUUUUAGUGCCACCUAAAAUCACGCCUUUCAGUUUUGCUCGCGAUUUAAACGUAGGCGACCGUACUAGCAUACAGUGCGUUGUCGCUACUGGUGACCUCCCAUUAACAUUCACGUGGCUGAAAGAUAACGUCCCGAUAGAGACGAUCAGAACGACGUCACGGGAGGCGUCGUCGAACCGUGCUAACGGAGACAGCAUUGGUUCGUUAACUAACAAGUCUCUUAAGAAUGGCUCCGGUUCCAAGAAAGGUACUGCCGCCGCCGCCGCCGCCUUAGCAGCAGCAGCAGCAGCAGCAGCCGCGGCCCACGACCCGAGAAAGGCGAUAAUCAUCCGGCAAAAUGACGCUUUUAUCAGCGCCCUGAGCAUUAGCACGAUCGCACCCGCGCACAAUGGCACGUACACCUGUCGCGUGACCAAUGGCGCGGCCACCGUCGCUCAUUCUGCACUCCUUCACGUCAACGUACCACCGAGAUGGACCGUGGAACCUAUCGACCAGGACGCCGUUGUAGGUCACGGCGUCUCCAUUGCCUGUCAGGCUGAAGGAUUCCCCAUUCCGACUGUGACUUGGAAGCAAUCUAUCGGUGAAACACCAGGCGACUAUAGGGAGCUAGGAUAUAGCGGUACGGAGGGAGCAGGGGUUGCCGGAAAUGGGUCCUUGGUGAUUCCACGAGUAUCAAGAGAUCAUGCCGGCUCCUAUCUAUGUCAAGCGAGCAACGGUAUCGGACCUGGGCUCAGCAAGCUCAUUCGCCUAACAGUUCAUGCGGGUCCUCAGGUGACAGUAAGGACAAGGCAGGAGUCGGUGAGAAGAGGAGAUAGCGUAACGCUACGAUGCGAGGCUGAAGGAGACGCUCCUCUUGAUCUGAGCUGGCGUGUGCGUGACAGCAGGGUCGAUCCUAAUUACGACGUUAGAUACAACAUAGAAAAGAACGUAGUAGCCGGUCGCGUUCUUUCAGAAUUGAGAAUCAUGCAGGUAAGCCACAUGGACCGUGGCGAUUAUAUUUGCGUUGCCGGCAAUGCCUAUGGUCACGCUCGUGCCACCAUUCACUUGCUUGUCCAAGAACCACCAAACUUUCCAAGGAAUUUGCAUGUGGCCGAACAAGGAAGCCGUUCGAUCCUGUUAGCAUGGUCGUCACCUCAAAGCGAUCAAGAUGCGAGUCAUGCGAGUUCACCUAUCACCAAUUAUAUCGUCCAAUACAAAGAGGCUCAGGACGUGUGGCAUGAACACAACACGCAGAAGCUGGUAGCAGGAGACAACACGGUCGCUCUGGUAUCACCCCUAAAACCCGCUACCACCUACCACUUUCGAGUGCUUGCGGAAAAUCACCUUGGAACAUCAGCGCCAAGCGACAUCCUUCAUGCACAAACGGACGGUGAGGUUCCAGGAGGCCCACCUAAGCACGUAUCUGUCGAACCAUUGGGACCGCAACAACUGAAGAUUACUUGGCAACCACCGGAUCGAUCUCUCUGGAACGGCGAGCUUCUCGGAUAUACCAUCAGCUAUACCAAUCUCGGGGUAGAUGAUCAAUCGGUGAAUACAACGCGUGUGGGUAUCACAGGAAACGGCGACGGUUCCUACGAUUACAGACUAACCGGUUUACGAAAAUACACUCAGUAUAGUAUAGUGGUGAAGGCGUUCAAUAGCAAAGGAGAUGGCCCUGGUUCUGAUUUAGUCAUGGCACAAACCUUUGAAGAUGUUCCAAGCGCGCCACCGCAGAACGUGGCCUGCACCGCUUUGACCGGGCAGAACAUUCAGGUGACCUGGAAACCACCACCUUCCGACAAAGUUCACGGGGUCGUGCAAGGAUACAAGCUCCUGUACGAAGCAGCCAGCGGCGUCGCCUCCGAAUCACAAACCGGUCGAGAAACGAAAAUCAGUCAUGCACUUAGCACUGUAUUACAUGGUCUAAGUCCUUACACGAACUAUACCGUUCAGGUCUUGGCAUAUACCAAAGCUGGGGAAGGUGUCAGCAGCAGUCCUGCCUCUUGCACUACCGAGGAAACUGCUCCGGAUGCACCAGAACGUGUUAAGGCUGUAGCAAGUGGCGAAGAUUCAGUAGUAAUAUCUUGGCUACCACCUCGUCGACCGAACGGAGUUCUCACCAAAUACACCGUUUUUAUUCGAGUUUUGGACCAGGGCCAGGAAGUAAAGAUCAGUAAGAGUCCGUUGCCUGCGCAGAACUUGCAUCAUGAGGUGACCGGUUUGAAGUUACGCGAGUCCUAUGAAGCUUGGGUCGCGGCCUCGACUAAAAUAGGCCAGGGUACUGGUACUCUGGCCAUCAAACUUCAACCAAGCACUACUGUUCCAGCUGCAAUAAUAUCAUUUGGUAUUCCUAUCGUGGUACCAUGGAGAGUCGACGUUAAUAUGGCUUGCCUUUCGGUUGGAAAUCCACGACCUACAGUCGAGUGGAGACGAGCUGAUGUGAAGUUGCAUCAGAACUAUGAUUUAGGUCCGGAUAAUACUCUUACUCUGAGGAGCGUUCAAAGGAGUCACGAGGGCAAUUAUUCCUGCCACGUGAAGAACUCUCUUGGGUCUGACGAGAUCACUUACACAUUGCAAGUGCAAGUUCCGCCGACUCCGCCAACGCUUCUGGCAACCGGCACAACGACCGACGCCGUUCAGUUACAAUGGAAACAGGGAGACAACGGUGGUGCACCCAUUAAAGGAUUUCUCUUGGCUUAUCGUCGUGAGUUCGCCGAGUGGGAGGAAGUGCUUCUCGACCGCAGAGCCAGUACACAUCUUCUCGAGGGUUUGCAAUGUGGUACCAGGUAUCAGUUCACUCUUGCUGCCUUCAAUAAAAUAGGCAGCGGUAGUGCUAGCAAAAUCGAAACUGCUAAGACAAAUGGCUCAAAACCUAUACCACCUUCCAAGCAUCAUCUUGUCAAGACCAAUCAGACAUUUAUCAACUUAGAAUUAGCAUCAUGGCAGGACGGAGGUUGUCCGCUUCUUUAUUUUGUUGUUGAAUAUAGAAGGCCACCUGGAGAUUGGUUAUUAGUGUCCAAUAAUGUUCCACCCCAAUUGAGAUACACCGUAACAGAUCUAGAAAGCGGAACGAACUACGAGCUACGUGUGACAGCUUACAACAAUGCCGGAUCCACCCAGGCCGAGUACUUGUUCACUACCCUGUCACAGAGUGGCAACAUCCGGCUGCACGAGGACCAACCCCAGGAAGCUGAAAAUACGCCCCUAUAUCUUGACGCUCACGUAUUGGCACCGAGCGUCAUUUCGGUUCUCGCUGUAAUCCUAGCUGUUGGUGGUGUUUGUUUCUGUUUAAAAACUCAUCCAGAAAGAUCAGGAGUCGUGAACGAUCCAAAUUCACAAACGCAGGUGGCUCUGGACAAUAAACAAAAUACCGAACAAAGGGAACAGUAUUAUGCGACUGUAAGGAAACCGGGACAACAAUCACCACCCUGUCGUGAGGUGAGCGCCCUGAAACGAAUACCAGAAUAUCCUGAAGACAUUUAUCCGUACGCGACCUUCAAUGUGCCCGAGCAGGAAAAUCCAACGCGACAGGCAUUCUUCUACGAACGCAGCGAGACGAUGCUUCAGGGCGCUCAAAACAAAAGAUUUCAAUGCGACGUGGAUCAAUACACAAAAGUACGUGGUAGGGCACGUCGCAAAUCAAAAUCGUUCAAGUCAGAAUCCGAAGAAUAUGACACUUUGGGUUCAGACAGCGAUACCGAAGUUGGUACCAGUAGCCGAACUGAAUCAUCCAAUCAUCUAGACGAUUCCGGGCCAACAUCAUUAAUGGCCAGAUCACCAGGACCAAACUCCGUCGGUCAGAGGGAACAACGACUAGCUUUGGUCCCGGUUCAUCAUAAUGUGCUGUACAUUUCGAGUACAUCAACGGAGCCGUCACCAAUUUCUGAGAGGAAGACCUUUCCCAGGCUCGAGAAACAAAGCCGAGGAGCAACACCGGACAUCGCGAUCGAUGGACGUAUAUCAGGGAUGCUGCGAGCCGUGAAACUCUCGGAAUCAGGAAUGCAUCCUUACUCGAGAGGCACGUCACCGAGUCACCCGAAUCGUCAAGGUUCCUGCGACCGAUUAGGGAAGGAACAGAAUUCGAGGAAAUCGGUGGAAUCUCUUUGUCUUCUCGAGGAACCUGGUUCCUCGAGAAUGAGCAGGAGAGACGAGGAUUGGGGCAGCGAGCUGUCAACAUUGGAAUUGAAACCACCGACGGGCUUCACGGAUGCUCACGAGACCAGCGAGGCCGAGUGCGACAUAGACAUGAAGCUAAGGCUUCACAGGAAAAGAAACGCUCUCGCUUCUAACAGCUCGCUGUCUAAAUCGCCAAAGGACUUUACUAUUACCGUCUAAGUGUUAAUCAAAUAUCAAACUACAAUCGAAAAAAAAAGGAAGAAGAAGAAGAAGAAGAAAAGAGAGAGAGAGAGAGAGAGAGAGAGAGAGAGAGAGAGAGAGAGAAAACCGAACAAAAGGAUUAAAAGGGGGAUUACGGAAAUUUCGAAAGAGAAGAAAAGAAGGAAAAAAUUCAAAACAAAAAAAAAAAGAUUAAAAGGAAAAAACGACAAAAAAAAUAUAUAAAAAAAAGAAAAAUAAAAAAUAAAAAAGCAUUAAUAAUUAAUAAAGAAACAUGCAAAUAAAGGAAAACGAAAACCGAGCAUGAUUGAGUGUUAUUUCAAAAUGGUAUUUCUUCGUUUCGAAAUACUUUCGUCGAUUAAAUAUGUUCCGCCAAAGCCGCUUCGCUAACGAAGAAUUUCAGAUUGACUGUCUUUACGAACGACUGCUACGUCAACGAUCCCAUUUACAAUAAAGACGUAUUUUUGUAGAAAAAUGCGAUCGAGUGCUAUGCUUUUUUACUCUUUUUUCUAACUACCUCUUCCUCUUCUUCUUCCUACAUUAUACGUAUACGUAUAUUUAGAAUUUUUAAGAUCAAAAAAGAAAAAAAAAAGAAAAAAAAAAAGUCAGAAAAGCAAAUUCAAUUUUUAACACAAAUGUAAAUCUUUUUUUCCCCGAUCUAAUCGCAAUUUGAAUGAUUUUUUUCGAUUAUGAGAAAUGAUAGCCAUAUAUAAACGGCAACGUGCAUGCCAUUUAGUAGCUGCGGUUAUAAAUGAAACGUCAAUCAACUUAAUUGCGAAGCUUAUCAACAACGCGUCAAUCAAACUACCACGAGACAGAAAUUCAAUUUUCGAACGAGUCUCCGAGAGAAGGAAACAAGGAAAGAGAUAGACAGACAGACAGAGAGAGAGAGAGAGAGAGAGAGAGAGAGAGAGAGAGAGAAAGAGAGAGAGAGAGAAAGAGAGAGAGAUAGGAAACUAUAGUCAUCUCGUAUCGACGGUUGAUAAAUAAGAUUCGUAUCAAGUAGCUCGUUAUCAUCGUCGUCGUCGUUGUCGUUGUCGUUGUCGUUGUCGUCCUAUUCCAAGUUGAGAGAGAGAGAGAGAGAGAGAGAGAAAGAGAGAGAGAGAGAACGCGAUAAUUAAAAAUUUUAAUAAAAAAUGUAGUAAUCGUUCUGUGAUUCCUAUUACAUUUAUUUUUUCAUCCGUCAUUUGUUAAAUCACAAUGAGUGCAAGUACACAUUACAAAUUUUGUGCUUUUCGUAUUUUCGUUACAUAUUGCAUUAGGCGUACGAUUAAACGUGAUUUUCUCGAGUUAUUGAAAAACCUUUGUUAUUAUAAAAUAAUUACGCACGCGAACGAUGAUAUUAUAGCCAUUCUAACAGACUUUUCGCUCCUAUACAAAUUAUCUUCUCCUUCGGUUUUUAUAAAUUGUUGAUCCAUAAUUUUUCUGGACGAUCCGAGAGGAGUAACACUGUAUUCAUCGAUUUUCUUUUUCUCUGGAUUAAUUUUUAUAAAUAUUUCAUUUGAUACGAAGUUUACGUAAAUACGUAAGUAUGAUUACGAUGUUAAUUUAAUUUAUGUAUUUAUACUAUAAAGAUAUUUAUAGCACAAUAUCUCAGAGGAGUAUCGUUGAGCUCGUUCUCUUUCGAUCGAUCUAAAGCUGCGCAAAACUUAAUCGAAAUAUAAUAUUAACGAAGUUGAAAAAAGAAAAAAAAAAUAAAUAAAUAAAUAAAUGACAAUUUCUUUGAAAAUUUUUAAUAUAAAGAUAAGCAUUAUCUUCUUUCUCAUUAAUUGACAUUAAUGCACUUACCUGUUAAAAUCUUGUAUCAAGAUGAAAAUUAAUUAAUUAAUUUUCUAAAAAAAUUUUCUUUUCUCUUUUCCUUUGUUUUUUAUUUUUUAUUAUUUUUUUCUGUUUCUAAAAAGCCAGAGAAUCCGCAUUCAAUCGCGUUCUAAAUUUUUAGAUUAUUUAUAACAAAUUAACGAAGGAUAGAGAGACAGAGAGAGAGAGAGAGAGAGAAUCGAAGGGAAGAUUAAAAAAAAAAGAAGGAAAAUAGAUUUUUAAAAUAUUAAAAAAACAAAAAAAAAAGAAAAAAUAAAAAAAUAGCAAAAUUACAUUUUUCCAUCAAUCGAUCCAACUGUGUUUCCCGAUGUAAAAGUAAAUAAUAAUUAACAUUUGAAAAUUUCGGCCAGCACGUGUUCGUAAUUCAGAUCACUCGACAACGUUCGAUUCGAGACGACAUACAAUCUUUAUUUUUUCCUUUCUCGUAGACAUUAUUAGUAAUCAUUUUGUACAAAUAGAAGUGUGGCACGAUAGCGUGCUUUUAUGCGAUAUCAUAAUUCAGCUUUCUCCCUUUCAUUUUUCAUAUCUAUUGAUUUUCUUUCGCUUUUCUUUCUUAUCUCCUUUUAUUCUUUCGUUUUUGUUUUUGUUCUUUUUUUUGCUUCUUUUUGUUUUCUUAUUUUUUUUUUCUUUUUUUUUUUUUUUUUUAUUUUCUUUAACAUGAGAAAUUAAAUCCCCAUAGCAAUUAUAUGUGUGUGUGUGUGUGUAUAUAUACACGGUGUUUCUAAAAUAGCUUUAUCAAACUUCAGCAACACAUAUAACGUUGACGUCAGGCAUAUAAAUAAAUUAAGAAAUAUUAUGCAAAAAGUAAAUCGUCGAAAGAAUUAUGAUAAUCGUUGUUUAAUUUAUUGUUUACUGAGCAAUUGAUUGAUUUAGUUUCAACUUAAAUAAGAAAAAAAAAAGAAAAAAAAAAGAAAAAUAAAAAAAAAAGAAAAGAAAAGAAAGAACGUGUUCGAAGAUUGAUUAGGAAAUUAUCAUGGUAACACCUUAUAUAUAUAUAUAUAUAUUCCUUUUUUAUGAUUAUCGCUGAAACCGAGCAAUAAGCAUCCUUCGUCUAUCUUAGCGAAAAAUCUCUUUUUGCUUUUUUUUUGUUUUUUUUUUUCUUUUUUUCUUAUUCUUUUACUCCUGUAAAUUUCUUUCCUUUAGCAUUAGAAAGGCAGUGAGAAACAACGGUACAUAAGUAUAUAGAAAGAAGGAAUUUGUUAUUGUAAUUCCCGAGAAUCACAAUCUUUGAUCGUCUUUUAUAUAUAUCUUAUGUAUUAUGUAUAUAACGACAGAAAUGGCUGCUCAUUGUUGUCACGUAUUAUUGACGUGUUUGAUAAGAAAAAAUCAUUGACAUUGUCCAAAGAUCCAAAAUGGAAUAUGUAAGUGUGUAUGUUUGUGUAUGAGUAUAGAAAGAGAAAGAGAGAGAGAGAGAGAGAGAGAGAGAGAGAGAGAGAGAGAGAGAGAGAGAGAGAGAGAGAGAGAGAGAGAGAGAGAAAGAAUGAAAAUUAGAAAUAGAUUCAUUUCGUAAGAUCGUCGAUCGAUGUCGAAAUUCUUCGCUAUUUUCGAAGAACGAAAGUUUUUCUUCUGUUUAAAUUAUCGGAUAAGAUUUUCUUAGUACCUGGAAACAUCGUCUUGAAUACGCAUAAUAUUUAAAUUAAUCGAUUAUCAUCGUGUAGGCCUGCAUAAAGAAAUUGCAUAUCUCUGAAUGCAUUCAUUUUCUACGUAAGAUAAUCUUGAUUGGUUAUACUAAAUAAUGUAAAUAAAAGAAAGAAUAAAAAUAAAUAAAAAAGCAAACAAUGAAAUAGAAAAAUCGUAUGAAUGAAUGGAUGAAUGUAUCGAAUUUGUUUAAAGAUUUGUCCUGAAAAUUGUAAUAUAAUCUAUCGGAAGAAAGGUUGUGAGGUAGAUCAGAAAAUGAAAAAAAAAAAAAAAAAAAAAAAAAAGAAAAAGAAGAAAAAGAAAAGAAGAAAAAUAGAUAUAGAGAAUGUGAAUAUUGGGAUAAACAAUAAAACGUUUGAGAUACUUACAAAAAGAUUUACAUGUAUUAAUUACGCAUCGCUACUUAACGGAAUAGUCACAGCACGUGCAUGUGCAAAUUUUAUAAGGAUUUUCAAUCUGGUGUGGGGACUUUUA